Cyprinus carpio (common carp) is the source of this 3246-nucleotide messenger RNA. RefSeq names its product venom phosphodiesterase CdcPDE. The coding region runs from base 118 to 2787 and encodes 889 amino acids. The transcript is spliced from 25 exons. Lineage: Eukaryota; Metazoa; Chordata; Actinopteri; Cypriniformes; Cyprinidae. Gene Ontology annotation, biological process: nucleoside triphosphate catabolic process. Gene Ontology annotation, molecular function: metal ion binding; nucleoside triphosphate diphosphatase activity; nucleic acid binding. The record is from RefSeq and is a predicted model, not a curated record.
UGUGUGUGUGUGUGUUAACAGCUAAUGUUCUCAAACACAGUCCAGAGUUCACACACACACACACACACACUUCUGCAGAAGGUCUGAGUCUGCGCUCAGUUUCUUCUGGCCGUCAUCAUGGACUUCAAGAGCAAGCAGAAGAAGAAAGUUCUUGUGAUCUCGGUGCUGCUGGCCGUGUGUGUGGUGGUGAUCAUUCUGGGUUUGGGUUUGGGUCUCGGUCUCCAGCUGCAGGACUGCAGGAAUAAAGACGUGUCGGCGUCCUGCAGGAAUCGUUGCUAUGAGCCGUUGGAUGUGGAUUCAGCGUCGUGUCGCUGUGACAGUCAGUGUGUGGAGACUCACAGCUGCUGCUUUGACUACAAGGACAUCUGUCUGCUGCCCACUCAGAGCUGGGAGUGCACGGCGCUGCGCUGUGGAGAGAGACGGCUGUCCGGCAGCAGGUGUCACUGUUCUGAGGACUGUAUGAGCGCCGGAGACUGCUGCUCCAACUACAACAGCGUCUGUGAGGGAGACACAGAGUGGGUUCAGGAUGAGUGUGUGGACAUGAGCACUGCCAAAUGCCCUGCCAGGCAUAAUGUUGCAGCCACCGGUUUGAGAGCUGAAUAUCUGCAGUCAUGGCACACAGUGGUACCAGUGCUGGACAAGAUCAGACGCUGCGGUACAUCAGCACCCUUCAUGCAGGCCGUGUUCCCCAGUAAGACGUUCCCUAACCACUACUCCAUCGCCACAGGUCUGUACGCUGAGUCACACGGGCUGGUGGAUAAUAACAUGUACGACCCAGUGUUCGACGCCUCCUUCAGUCUGUCCAACAGUGAGAAAAACAAUCCCAGAUGGUACCAGGGACAACCGAUCUGGAACACAGCCAUGUAUCAGGGGCUGAAGGCCGGAACCUUCUUCUGGCCGGGAUCUGAUGUGGCCAUAAACGGGAGUUUCCCAGAUAUCUACAUGAAUUACGAUGGGAAAGUCCCAUAUGAGGAGAGGAUCUUCAGUGUUCUGCGCUGGCUGCAGUUACCAGAGGAUAGACGGCCGGAUUUCUUCACUGGAGGAAAGGACACAGUUAUGGAUCCCCUCAGUGGGAGGGGGAGCAAACUGACCACACACAGUUCAGGACACAAACACUCACUCACACCGUCAGUGGGAGGGUGUGUGUGUGUGUGUGUGUGUGUGUGUGUGUGUGUGUGUGUGUGUGUGUGUGUGCAGCUGAUCUUGGCUCUGCAGGGAGUGGACAGAAUCAUCGGUCAGCUGAUGAACGGCCUCAAACAACUCAACCUUCAUCAGUGUGUCAACAUCAUCAUCGUCGCCGAUCACGGUAUGGAGGAGACCAGCUGUGAGCGUAAAGAGGCUCUUCAGAAUUUUAUAGGUGACGUCAAUCAUCUGUACGUCAGUGAGGGGCCGUUUGGACGAAUCAGAGCGAAAAACACAACACAUACCUUGGACGCAGCUGGACUCGUGGCAAACAUGUCGUGUAAGUGGCCGGAGCAGCAGAUCAAGCCCUACCUGAAACAUCACCUGCCCAAACGUUUCCAUUACGCCAGCAACAGACGCAUCGAAGACGUCAGUGUCCUGGUGAACCCGCGCUGGCUUUUUGAGAGAUAUCCUGGGUCUCUCACGUUCUGCUCAGGAGGAAAUCAUGGAUAUGAUAAUGACAUCUACAGCAUGCAGGCCUUGUUUCUCAGUUUAGGACCAAAAUUUCACUUUCAGACAGAAGUGGAGCCGUUUUCCAACAUUGAGCUGUACAACCUCAUGUGUGACGUGCUGGAAAUUAAUCCAUACCACAAUAACGGGACUCACGGGAGUCUGAACCACCUGCUGCGGAUGCCGUUUUACAGCCCCAGUCACCCGACAGAGCAGAGCAGCCCGGAGCAGUGCCCGAUCACCAGCCUGAAGCCCACACACACACUGGGCUGCAGCUGCACUGCACUGGUACGCACACACACACACACACACACACACACACAUACUUGCAUUUGUGUGAGUGUGAUAAUGUACAUGUUGUUCGGCCGUCCGCGGGUUCUGCAGUCCGAUGCUAAAUACUGUGUCCUGCAUCAACAUGGAUUCAUUACAGCCUACAGCACACGCACCCACAUGCCUGUCUGGAGCUCCUUCACUCUCAACAAAACCGCUGAAAGUUCUCCGGUCUUCUCAGAUUGUCUCCGGGCAGACAUCAGGAUCCCAGCCAAUCAGAGCGCGACAUGUGACCAGUUCAACAAUGCUGGCAACAUCACACACGCCUUCCUGUUCCCACCCAAUCUGAACCACACGUCUGAAGAUCAGUUUGACGCUCUGACACUUGGAAACGUGGUGCCCGUCUUCCCACAGUUCAAGAGACUCUGGCAGUAUUUUCAGGAGGUUCUGCUGAUCAAAUACGCAUCUCAGUAUAACGGUAUUAACGUGGUUACCGGACCAGUGUAUGACUACAACUUUGAUGGACACUUUGACUCUCCAGAGCAGAUCCAGGAGUUCGUUGCAGGUUCAUCUAUUCCUGUUCCCACUCAUUAUUUUGUGGUCCUGACGAGCUGUAAGAAUGACACACAGACGGUGAGCGAGUGUUCUGCUGAACUUCAGACGGUUUCCUUCCUGCUUCCGCACAGGAGUGACAACAAGGAGAGCUGCGCUGACGAUCAGCCGGAGUCUCAGUGGGCGGAGCCUCUCCUGUGGAUGCACCAAUCACGCGUCAGAGAUGUGGAGUGGAUCAGCGGACUGGACUUCUUUCAGGACAGCAAGCGUCCAAUCGCUGAGCUCCUGCGUCUGAAGACCCGCCCCACCGCCGCCAUUCAUCCAAAAGCUUGAGUUUGUGUUAAUAUAUUUAUUUAAUCCUCUUAACGCAUUCAGGUCCGUUUUGACCUAGAAGAGAUGCAUAGGAAUUCCUAAAAAAAAAUGUAGUUCUUUGCAGUUGCAUUAAGACCCUCAAAAUACACAUCUUUGUUUUUUUUCCAGAUUUUUUAACAAUUAUUUUUUCAGAGAUGACGUGUUUUGUGUUAUAUUAGCAUCAACAAACUUAAAUUUAGUCUUUCCCCCAUAUCUCACACACCUUUGGACUGAAUUUUGUUGAUGAACAUGAAUAUGUCUAUUGAUGAAACUGAUCACUUUUUCAUCUGAAAGUGAAAGUUUAUGCACCUAAAAUUCUGUGUUUGAGAGGCCGGACUCCUGCUGCUGCUUCUAGUCGGUUUAUUAGUGCGUUGUGUCUUGAACCAGAUCUUCUGAUAUGUAGAUUUGUACCCUAAAGUGAAAUAAACCCCCUAAAACCUC